Molecule: messenger RNA, 409 nt
Organism: Euleptes europaea (tarantolino)
Lineage: Eukaryota; Metazoa; Chordata; Lepidosauria; Squamata; Sphaerodactylidae
Product: waprin-Phi1-like
Exons: 4
Coding region: 1-393 (130 amino acids)
Biological process (GO): innate immune response; antibacterial humoral response
Cellular component (GO): extracellular region
Molecular function (GO): peptidase inhibitor activity
Source: RefSeq, a predicted model, not a curated record
AUGAAGCCCAGCGGCGGCGGCUGCCCCCUCCUCCUCUCCCUCCUGGGGCUCCUCUUCUUCGCCACGCAGCUGCCCGGCACAUCUGGACAGAACGUGACAGAAAAAGCUGGCACCUGCCCCGAGACACAGGCGGUGACGACCGGCGGGAACUGCACGGAAGAGUGCCAGUCGGACGACAGCUGCAAGGCGAACCAGAAGUGCUGCCCGACGGGUUGUGGGGCAUCUUGCCAAGUCCCGGAUGACAAACCAGGUACCUGUCCGAAAACUGUCGGUGCCAUUUCACCGCUGGGCAUUUGCCAGGAAAAAUGUUCAAAGGACUCUGACUGCAGGGACACUGCAAAGUGCUGUCAAAAUGGAUGUGGCAAAAGGAGCUGCUUGUCCCCUGACUUCUGAGAUGCAGCCCAGGCAC